AUGCGUCUCGAACCUAUUUCAGAAAAUUCGAAGGCUAUCGUCGAUACUAUACGCGAUCUUAUCGCAAGGGGAGUGACAAAGUAUUCGAAUAAAAGUAGCGAACUACCGCCUGACACGUGUUGCUAUAUCGAGAACACACCGACGCUCUCUGGUACAGGGAUUGAUGUUAUUUUCGUCGCGUUUGAGGCGGAGAAGAAUGAUCUAUGA
This is a messenger RNA of Penicillium daleae, 207 nucleotides long. RefSeq lists its product as uncharacterized. The record is from RefSeq and is a predicted model, not a curated record. The transcript has 2 exons. Lineage: Eukaryota; Fungi; Ascomycota; Eurotiomycetes; Eurotiales; Aspergillaceae. The coding region runs from base 1 to 207 and encodes 68 amino acids.